Molecule: messenger RNA, 402 nt
Organism: Didymodactylos carnosus
Lineage: Eukaryota; Metazoa; Rotifera; Eurotatoria; Philodinida; Philodinidae
Source: the annotation of a GenBank genome assembly
GAAGAAGAGCAUCUACGGUUGAAGUACUUGGACGAAAGCCAAACUGAGUUGGGUUAAAAAAGUUUUUUGUGCAUAGAAAUGAGUAUAAAUGCUUGUAAAUCAGCUUCUCGAACACUUUACUAACAUUUGAUAAUUUUUUUAAGAUAUGAUUAUUUAUUGCACGCUGACAAUGAAAUUUCAAAUCAAGCUGCAGCUUCAUCAACUGCUUAUGCAUUAACUUCAUCCUCAGCAGUCACAGAACCUGCUUUAAAUACUGUCCCGAAUCAAAUAACAAAUUUUCGUCAGCAUUGUGAAAGUGACAACGAAAUUCAAUUUCAUGAUCAGAAUCUGUUUUCACAGCGUAGUACGACAGUCCCUGCUAAUAUGGAACAAGAUUUUCACUUAAUUGGUAUUCAUGUAUAG